AAAAAAAAAAAAAAAAAAAAAAAAUGUAAUUCUACUUUUGACCGAUAGAGGCGCACCGUGCCCAAACAAUAGCGGGCACGGGCCGCUUUGCAACAGAGAGAAAGAGUCGGGAGCCAUGGCAACGAGCAGCGGCAUCAAGAGAAAACUUGACCGAGAAAAUCGCAUUUUUCAGAGAAAAUGGGAAGAAGAGUACCUUUUCACCGAAUUCAAAGGAAAGCCAAUGUGUCUAGUUUGCUUGGAGACAUUAUCAGCCCUGAAAGAUUAUAAUUUAGGCCGACAUUACAACACCUUGCAUAAAGUUAAAUUUGAGAAAUACACUGGAGCUGCCAGAACCGCUGUAGUAGCUGACCUCAAAGCAAAAGUAUGUAAACAGCAGCACUUUUUCACAAAAGCUACGACGUGUCAGGAGUCAGCCAUCACAGCGUCUUAUGAUGUGGCACUCGAACUUGCCAGGGCAAAGAAGCCACUGUCGGAUGGAGAAGUUGUUAAGAGGUGCGUGGUGAAAAUGGCCAAAGCAUUUGGUGACAACAACAUAGCUAAAAAUUUUGAAGCUGUGUCCUUGUCCCGACGCACAGUAACACGCAGGAUUUUUGACAUCCACGAUCACGUCGAUGUAAAAAUGAAACAAGUCAUGCAGGACUGCAAAUACUUCUCAUUAGCUUUGGAUGAGAGUACAGAUGUGACAGAUGUCAGCCAACUGCUGGUUUUUGCGAGAACGAUUGACAAUUCAUUUUAUGUACAUGAGGAGUUACUGAAAUUUGCAUCUCUGCACGACACUACUAAAGGCAGCGAUAUAUUCAACGCCGUUACCGGUGCUGUGGGUGAAUACGGUGGCUUUGAAAAGCUGUCAGCUGUUGUUACGGAUGGCGCACCUGCGAUGCAGGGAAGACACCGAGGUUUCGCCGGGCUACUCAGGCAGAGCGGAGUAAACUGCCCUAUACUGCACUGCAUCAUCCAUCAGGAAGCCCUCUGCGCAAAGACGUUAAACUUUGGCCACGUCAUGGAUUUGGUGACAAAAGUCACUAAUAUCAUCAGAGGAGGGAACAGAUCGCUAUGUCACCGGAGGUUCAUCACCUUUCUGGAUGAAGUGGAUGCCGAGUAUGGGGACUUACAACUUCAUACGGAUAUCAGACCCCCUUUCUGCUGCGGUUAG
This is a messenger RNA of Fundulus heteroclitus (mummichog), 1153 nucleotides long. Its product is annotated as general transcription factor II-I repeat domain-containing protein 2-like. The coding region runs from base 116 to 1153 and encodes 345 amino acids. The record is from RefSeq and is a predicted model, not a curated record. NCBI's taxonomy places the organism in Eukaryota, Metazoa, Chordata, Actinopteri, Cyprinodontiformes, Fundulidae. The transcript has 3 exons.